This is a messenger RNA of Lates calcarifer (barramundi perch), 879 nucleotides long. RefSeq names its product dharma (gene dharma). The transcript is spliced from 3 exons. Gene Ontology annotation, molecular function: DNA-binding transcription factor activity, RNA polymerase II-specific; RNA polymerase II cis-regulatory region sequence-specific DNA binding. Gene Ontology annotation, biological process: regulation of transcription by RNA polymerase II. The record is from RefSeq and is a predicted model, not a curated record. Gene Ontology annotation, cellular component: nucleus. NCBI's taxonomy places the organism in Eukaryota, Metazoa, Chordata, Actinopteri, Centropomidae. The coding region runs from base 209 to 838 and encodes 209 amino acids.
GGUCAGAGGUCAAAUCAAAGUCCAGGUUCCCUCUCAUCUCUGACUGAGCCUCCUGCAUCAAACCGAACCAUCAUCAGCUCAUUAACAUGUUAAAGAUCCGUCAGGUGUUUGAUGGCGGCGCCACACUUUCUGUUUCUGUAUAAAACUGGACCCUGAAGGACUCUCAGAGUUCAGAGACCACAGCAGCAGCUCUCUGGAAACUUUGAUCAUGGACGGAAGCAGAGUGUCGGACUUCAGCAUCGAGCGCAUCCUGUCCCCGCAGCUCGGACACAAGCAGCCGGUCAUGGAGUUUUCACCAGACGGAUACCUGCAUGGGAUCCCCGGCGGAUUCAGUCUGGACUCUGGGAACCUCGGGCCUCCUGCGCCGGUCCCGGUCCCGGUGUCAGGCUGUCUGCAGUACCGAGGGAUGAGCUUUGAAGAGGCGUUUUACCCGUACCCACCCGGUUUCCACCGCACAGACUUCAGCAGCGUCUAUCCAAACUCCGGAGUCUACGUUCACUUUAGCAGCCAGGACUCUGCAGAUGCUCCGCCGUUGCCGGGUUACCACGGGUACCAUCCCGCCCAGUCGCAGCCGCGUCAGAAGGCCCGGAUGAGGACGGUGUUCACCGACAGUCAGACCAAGCAGCUCGAGGCGCUGUUCGAGCUCACCGAUUACCCGGCGGUGGAGGCGCGCGCUAAGGUGGCGAGGAGCACCGGGCUGAGCGAGGAGACGGUCAGGGUGUGGUUCAAGAACCGCAGAGCCAGGCGGAAGCGGCAGCACAGCGGGUCAAAGGUCAAAUCCCUCUCUCCUCCUCCCUGCACUGGAGCAGAGAAGAAGCUCUUCUCCUCCUUCCUCUGAACAUGACAGACUGUCCACCUGCUGCUCAGAGGUCAAAGACG